AUGGAAGAGAAGAAAAAAAUAUUUCCGCGUACCCGCUCAGAGGCUUCUAACUCCAGGGACCCUACUUCCACAGCGUCGGCAAUAGGCUAUGGAAAGUCGAAUGCGACCGUUCCACAGACUAGUCAGGCGACCACACCAGGUCAGGCUAGUUUGCGAGCUACCGGCAUCGCAGGAGGUCAGUCUGGCACAUCCAGGAUGGAUGAAUAUAAUUCAGUACUUUUCUUAGUUGCUCAACAAGUGGCGAGGACUUCUCUACAAGUACCUCCGAAGUUACUACAGCCCAAAACGCCAUGGCGAUUAAAAACCCUGCUUUGGGUAUUGAUGAAAUAUUGUCUGUAUCAACAGCAACAGCAUCUGCGGCCUGGUUCAACAUCGUAUUCAUUCAUAACGGUUUUAGGUGUCAUGUCAAUGUUGCUGCUGUUGUUACCCAUACGUUGCGUCGAUGCCGUCGGUUAUUCGUAUACACGUUUUGUUGGACCCGUUGCUGGUCCCGAACAUAAAAUCUAUGUAAACGAUGCCAACGUUGCCGCAGAUGGCAAAACUCAUCAUCAUGCCAUUGGUGGUGGUGUACCACGUCUAGAUUAUGUUGCUAAAGCGGAAUACAAUUUUGCGUAUGGUGUGGAAGAUGCUGACGCUCACAUUUUGCACAAUCGUAAUGAAAUGCGUGAUGGUGAUGCUGUUAAGGGGGUUUAUAGCCUAAUUGACCCUGAUGGUGCAUUGCGUGUGGUCAAAUAUACAGCCGAUGAUAUUAAUGGUUUUCAAGCCGAAGUCAUACGUAAUGGAGUCUCAUCAUUACAUGGUCAAUUGCAACAUGAUUACAAACGAGCACCACCUUCAGAGAUCAUCAACAACGGCAACAACUAUUACAAGCCAGAUCGCGAACAAUAUCAUUAUCCACAAUCUCAAACGCAUUUGAAAGCAGACACCAGCCACAAAUAUUAUCCAUCAUCUAAUAUUUAUGCACCAAAUUUGGACCAACUGCCGCAAAUAAAUCAUGAGCAAUAUAAUCCGCAUAAACAUUAUCAACCACCUCCACAGCCACCCAUUAUUUAUCAUUUCAACAAUAACAACGACGAUGGAAAUAAUGAUGAUAGUGACAGUGAUUAUCGUGAUGAACCGAAACCACAAUAUGAAGUGCAUGAAAAACCCAACAAUUAUUAUAAUGAUAAACAAGAAGAAGAUGAAGAUGAGGAGGAGGAUGAUGACGACGAUGAUGACUACGAUGACGAGGAUGAGUCGGAGGAAUUGGAGGAGUAUGAUGAAGCAGUUCAUAAAGCUCACAAUAGUAACGAAAGUGAUGAAUAUUAUUAA
Messenger RNA from Lucilia sericata (common green bottle fly), 1311 nucleotides. RefSeq lists its product as uncharacterized. The transcript has 4 exons. The record is from RefSeq and is a predicted model, not a curated record. Gene Ontology annotation, cellular component: extracellular matrix. NCBI's taxonomy places the organism in Eukaryota, Metazoa, Arthropoda, Insecta, Diptera, Calliphoridae. Bases 1 to 1311 code for a protein of 436 amino acids.